UUCGUCAAGCAGCGAAGUCGUAAUUGUUUUCUUCUCUUGUGCCAUUUUCCCCAUCUCGGACCUCUCCCCGAGUCCUGGUCUUUCUGAACAAUGAGAUAAAAUAAAACAUCAGGAAAAAGGGUAAACAAAUUUAAAACCCCCCGAAAAAAAUUCCUGGCUCGUCGGUUACAAUGAUGAAGAUGGGAGGCGAUUUAUUAAAAUGGCUUUUCAUCAUUCUCUUAGCUCUUGUUCUUCUCCGUGUUUACUCGGUCUCCGCCGUCUGUGAACUCAGUUUCACUGACCAUGACAAGCGCAUUAACUAUAGCUUGGCCACUCCUCUCGCUAUGUUCCCUCACGGUGUCCUCAGUGAAGACGGAUUCUAUAAGGUGGCUGUGAAUGAGACUGUGCUCUGGUUUCAGCUUUGCGAUGAGAUGUUAUUCAAUCAUGACCCACCUAGAUGUGUUGACUGCUUGGACUGCGGGGGUCCAUCACGCUGUGGAUCAGAAUGUAGUGCACUUGUGGCAAACAACAUCGAUGGUUAUGAUGUAUGCAAUACUAUUGGGCUUGUAUCACGCACAAAUAUAAAGGUUAUGGUGUGGCCACUGGAGAGUUUAUCGGUUGUUAACUUCAAGCGAUUCUCCUCGGUUGCUAAUAAGGAUAGUCACUGGAGAGUUUACAUAGUUGUUAACUUUAGAGUCUCAAAAGAUUAG
Pistacia vera is the source of this 689-nucleotide messenger RNA. RefSeq lists its product as uncharacterized. The coding region runs from base 171 to 689 and encodes 172 amino acids. The record is from RefSeq and is a predicted model, not a curated record. The transcript is spliced from 6 exons. NCBI's taxonomy places the organism in Eukaryota, Viridiplantae, Streptophyta, Magnoliopsida, Sapindales, Anacardiaceae.